GAGAGAGCGCGCAGAGAGAGCAGAAAGAGAGAGGGGAUUGCUACUUUCUCCCCGCUGAUAGAAACACACAGCAGAAGUUGAGAGCGCGCGGCUCCGGAUCUAUUCUGGAGGUUUCGCUGUUCUAAUCACACGCGCGUUCGUUCUGAGCGGAUCCGUCGGAGAAUUCUGCUAUGAGCCGGAUGCGACAGAAAGCCUGAUUGAUCAUUGAUGAGCGAUUGAAUGAUUGAAACAUUUGUCCACCUGCAGCUGGAGACGCCGGUGCGCUGAGCGCGUCUUGCGGGUUUUGCGCUUUUACGCAUCGGCUGGAUUUGCGCACAGGAGGGAUGUUGAAGACACCUGUCGUGGUUUUCACUUCUUUAUCGCUGCUAUUGUCGCUGUCAUGUGCAGGAGAUGUAAAAUCGCGCAGCUGCAGCGAUGUGCGACAGGCGUUCACGACCAAAGGCUCCAGUCUCCAUAAUGUGCCACAUCAGGAGAUACCAGGUGAACAUCUGCGGGUUUGUUCCCAGGGCUACACCUGCUGCACUUCAGACAUGGAGGACAGGCUCGGCCAGCAGAGUAAACUGGAUUUCGAGAAAUUAGUGGAUGAGAACAGCCACACCAUACGGACGAUAUUUACCUCCAGGCACAAAAAGUUUGACGAAUUCUUUCUGGAGUUGCUGGACAACUCAGAAAAGUCUCUGAACGACAUGUUUGUGCGCACAUACGGCAAACUGUACACGCACAACUCGGAGAUGUUCGAGGAUCUGUUCUCCGAGCUCAAGCGAUACUACACCGGCGGAAACGUCAACCUGGAGGAAGUGCUGAACGACUUCUGGUCCAGACUCCUGGAGCGCAUGUUUCAGCUGCUCAACUCUCAGUAUACCUUCACAGACGACUAUCUGGAGUGCAUCAGCAAAUACACCGACCAGUUAAAGCCCUUCGGAGACGUGCCGCGCAAGCUCAAGGCUCAGGUCACCAAGGCCUUCAUCGCGGCUCGCUCGUUCGUUCAAGGACUCAUGGUGGGUCGGGAAGUGGCCAACAGAGUGGCAAAGGUCAAUAUAUCUCCAGGUUGCAGUAAAGCAUUGACUAAAAUGCUGUACUGUCCGUACUGUGGAGGAAUUCCAGGCCUCAAACCCUGCGCCAACUACUGCCAAAACGUCAUGCGGGGCUGCCUGGCCAACCAAGCGGACCUGGACCCGGAGUGGAACCUCUUCAUCGAUGCCAUGCUGCUGGUGGCUGAAAGACUGGAAGGGCCCUUCAACAUUGAGGCCGUCAUGGAGCCGAUAGAUGUAAAGAUCUCUGAGGCCAUAAUGACCAUGCAGGACAACAGCAUGCAAGUUUCAUCCAAGGUGUUUCAGGGAUGCGGUCAUCCCAAAGCAGCUGGAGUGGGCCGAUCUGCCCGCGGGAUCUCGGAUGUGUUCAACAGUCGCUUCAGACCCUACAGUCCAGAAGAGAGGCCGACCACGGCAGCCGGCACCAGCCUGGACAGACUGAGGAUUGUCUGGAGGACGAUGCAACACAGCGUGAUCGACAUUAAGGAGAAACUGAAGGAGUCGAAGAAAUUCUGGUCGUCGCUGCCAGACAGCAUCUGUGUAGAGGACGAAGUGACUGACCCAGAUGAAGAGCAGUGCUGGAACAGUCACACAAAGGGAAGAUAUUUCCCUGAAGUUGUAAAAGAUGGCCUCACGAACCAGCUCAAUAACCCUGAGGUGGAAGUGGACAUCACGAGACCGGACACCUUCAUCAGACAGCAGAUCAUGACCCUGAGAGUGAUGACCAACAAGCUGCGAAACGCCUACAACGGCAAAGACGUCUACUUCCAGGACUCCAGUGAUGAGGAGAGCGGCUCGGGCAGCGGAAGCGGCUUCACCACAGAGCCGGAAGUGGUCCAUACGGAGCCGCCGAUGCUGGAAGCAGACAAAAGCGACCCUCAGCCACCAGCAGACGCGGCGGGCCCUCAGCAGAUGCCUUCUCUGCGGUUACUAUCCGCUGUAACGGCCCUCACAUGGCUGCUGCUGCGGUGGAGAUAAUGGCAGUAGGCGGCACGCAGCCACACGGACGCUUAAGACAGACGCAGCGUCGCUCGCGCUGUUAGCCUUUCCCUAACUGGACCGGACGUUUUCCAAAAAAAUAGCAAGAAAAAGCCCAUGAAAAAAGGAGAGCAAGCUAGCUAGCUAGACGUGAAGAGGAAACCUUUGCAUCCUGCUUGUUCCAAAGAAUGCUUGGUGCAAUCAGAAGCCAACUGCUCUCAUUUCUAAAUGAAGUUAAAAGAAAAGCAAACUUUUCGGAUGAAAAGUGGUCGCCGUGCAAAUGGGAUCGCUUUACUUUUUCGGGAAAGAAUGGGAAAAUAUGAAAAUCUAUUUUUGUUUUCCUUUUAUACUGCAUAAAAUGAGACAACAAAAUACGCUUUUUUUUUUUAGUGUUUCGCCCCUCCCGAGAUCAUUGUGCGAUUAAAAAGCAGACGUUAUAAAGAAAAAAGUAAGAAUAAAAAUCUAUAUAAAUCAACUUGUUUAUGUACCACUGUGAGAAUGCAUGGGGAGGUCAUGAGUAAAUGUUUUUAACUGUGAUUUUCACACAAUGUGUUUUGACUUACAUUUUUUCUUUUUCUUUUGUUGAAGUGUUUUUGUUGUUAUUUUGCAAGGCUGAUGGCGAUUUAAGGUCAUUUUAUAGGACUUCAGAUGGUGAGCGUGAAGGUCGAGUUUUACCGAGGGCUGCUCCUGCUUAAUUCAGAAUUAAUGAUCCAUAUCUUAAUAUAUAAAGGUUUUAGUUAAAAAAUGUUUUCUUACAGAGAAAGAUUUAUUUAUAUUUCUAAUAUAAUUAUAUAUUUUGGCUUUACCAGUUAGCAACUUUUAUUCAAAAGCGCAUAUCUAACAAAAUAGCUCUCGCAAAGAAUGAUGUUUUUUGCUCUUUUCAGUGCAAACCCGUUAAUUUAUUUAACAAAUAUUUUCUUUUUGGAUGUACCUGAUACAGGCUAUUUUAAAAGAAAUUGAUUUCCUUUGCCCUGUAUGUCAUUCUGAUUUGGGAUAGUGUUUCUAUUGAAAAGCCAGUGUUAAACCCAACUGAUUCAUGUUCCUUACGCUCAUUUAUAUACUCAUUGUAAUCGAUUAUGUAUAUGCACAACCCUCGUUUACUUAUCAACAGCUUUUUCAUUUUUCAGUCUUUAUAUGUAGCUCACCAUAUCAUCGUUUCAUGUAUAAACAUUUACAUUUACAAAAUUAUUUUGUCGUGAAACAACAGGCCUCAUUUAUGAAACUAAAGCAGAUUCAAUUUGUGCGUAAAUAUUAAAUAUAUAAGACGUCUAUUUUAUUCUAUAUUUUGCAACAUGUGAAAUGUUUCUUUGAAUUUGCAUUUUAGACAGAUUUGGAGAAAUGUAGCAUUCCAUCACUUGCUCACCUGUGGAUGCUCUGCAGUGAAUGGGUGCCGUCAGAAUGAGAGUCCCUACAGCUGAUAAAAACAUCACAAUAAUCCACACCACUCCAGUCCAUCAGUUAACGUUUUGAGAAGCCAAAAGCUGAGUGUUUGUAAGAAACAAAUCCAUCAAGACGUUUCUAACCUUAAAUUGUUGCUUCCAGCUAAAAUACAAAAUAAAAUGCUUCCUCCAAUGAAAACGUUGUCUCGUCUGAAUCGGGAAGGAAAUAUGCACAAAUCAAGCACUGUUAACAAGAGAAAACCGUGCAAAACAGUUGUAAACAAAUAUGUGUGUGGAUUUUGAUGUGAGAGACAACAGGAGAUGGACUUUUUCCCUGGUACAUAGCUUUUCUCUUCUCAAGAUGUUAACUGAUGGACUGGAGUGGUGUGGAUUACUCUCAUUCUGACGGCACCCAUUCACUGCAGAGGAUCCAUUGGUGAUGGAGUGCAACAUUUAUCCAAAUCUGAUGAAGAUACAAACUCAUCUACAUCUUUAAUUUUUGGGUGAAUAAAUUCAAUUUAAAUUGCAUUCGACAUUUUUUAUAAAAGAUUUACAUUGUUCUGCUUAUGUUUCACGAACGAGGCCCAAUGAGUUUGAGUCGCUAUGAAUAUUACAAGGGCACUUUCUUGGUUUGACUUGUAUCUGUAGUUAUGAAUGUUCCCAAUCCAGUGCAAUUCAAAUCCGAUUUACACAUUGAACAAACUGACAGAAUUACCAGUUUAAUGGCUCAGACCUCCCGUUAUGAAUGCUGGCAUGUGUUAAUGUAUCGUUUUAUGACAGCCUCUCCAAACAACUUGUGGUUUAUGGAAGGACGCCGUGCAUUCAUCCAGAACCGUAAAGCUGUGCUUUGUGUUCAAAGCCGCCUGCUAAAACAUCAUGCUCUUGUCAUCAUUGAAAUGCAAAGAUGCUAAAAGAUCCUCUAAUGUCCUCUUCUCAUAGAUGCGUGAAGGUUGAAUUGAAGCAUCAGUGAGGACGGGUGGCGUGUGGAAUAUAGACACACAAACAGCUUUGAAAAUGAAAUGUGAGAGAGUCCGGUGAUGCUCCACUGCAUCUGGUUUUGAAGGCAGGACAGGUAGCAGAAGACGGUGUGCUUUUUGCUCAUGCCUGGGUACUUUUGUCUUCACAGAAAGGCUCAGAAAGCACCUCGGUGGGUUUUGGAAAUGAGAAAUUCAGUGAGCCAAGAGAGAGGGCGCGUUGAGGAAAGGUCAAACACAUAGCUGUGUCUUAAAGUCAACAUGAAGUCAGAUUUUGAACCCUGUUCACUGUAACAUCUUCCUAGCCCUUGUGCUGUGCUGAAAGUCCUUUAGCCAGUUUGGUGUUCGUGGUCAAAAAUGACCAGCCUUUUCAAAAUUGCUUGUAAAUCUGUCAUUGUGCUAUAUUAUCACCAAAUCUUAGAUUCAAUCUUUUUGUCAGCGUGUUUUUUUUUUUCAAUUAGCACAGGUUUUGUAUUUCUUUUUGGAGUUGUUUGGUUGCUGGCUUCAUUGAUCUAAACUUGUGCACCUCAGCUUUUGAGUGAAUAUUGCUAAAAUUACACCUUAAUUUAACAUUUUAAUUUUACACCUUAACAUUGCAAAUGUUUUUCCUUAAGCAACAUUUAUAUAUAUAUAUAUAUAUAUAUGCUAAUUUGGUAUAAAGCAUUAUGUCUUGAAUUUUUAACAUUUUUACAUCUAUUUUCACAUUUCAUAGUCAAGCAACCUUUAAAAUACGUAGAAAAAACAGAAAACACUGAGAACGCUAACACUAAUAGUGAACACUUUUGAAAACUAGACUAAUAGAAAAAAAAAGAAUUUAAAAUUAUAUUAAAAAUUCUAAACUGUAAUACUUUGCCAAAUGCCAUAUUUAUAAUAAUUCUAAAAUUAAAUUCAAUUAAUUAAAAAAAAAAAAAAAAAAUGUAGGCUAGUCAUUUUUGACCAGGAACACCACAAGUUCAACAAGUAGGUAAAAAAAAUAAUACACCAUGCCAAAAACACAACAUGAGGGUUAAAUUAACUUUAAAAUCAUGUUUGUUUGUUUUUUUGUUUGUUUGUUUUCUCUCACUUAAAAUAAACAUAAUGGAAGUAAAAUACAGUAGGUAAUUUUGUGUUGAAAUGCAGAUGCAAAUGCAGAAAAAGAAUAAAAAACAAACAUAAUGAUUUCUAGAAGGUAUAAUUCGUGAAUGCUCAUCAGAUGCUAACUUUACUUCAAGGAAGUCAAAAGUGGUUGAGGGUCUCAAAAAGGCUAGUUGCUAUAUAGAUCACGAAGGGACAAGUUAGCGCAAAAACGCACGUUUUUUUUCUGUUUUCUCUUCCAUUGCCCUCCUUUCUUGUGCGCUCCAGUCAGAAUCUGAAGACGAAGCAUGUCAUGUAAAACUUUUCCUAAUAGCUUGCGUGUUUCUACUUGUGGUCUGAAUGUAUUUGGCUUUUCUCUUUUGUGUGGAGAUGAUAUCGAUUCAACGGUAUUGCCUAUUUUAUUGGUCUCGGAGGAUGCGAAGACUUAAGCCGUCCAUCCGUCAAAUGGGAUUUAUUUUUCAUGUUGUAAUGUGUUUGAUGGAUACAAACGAGAUCCAAGCACUCAGAGUGAAUCUGUUUCUAUAGUUUUGCUUUCUUUUUCCACAUUGCACUUUGAAAUUGAGUUCCACAUUUAGAUCUUUAUAUGAGUGACGAAACAAGAAAAAAAAAGAAUAACGUUUACAUGUAAACAAGUACAAGCCAUGUCAAAUACAUGUUUGAAACACUUUGCGAAGAUUGUUGUGUGAAAGUGAACGUUGUUCCUACUGAAGCACGCUGCUUUGAGCUACUAUAGGUGAAGUUUUAAUGCGACGUUUAUGUCGUGCAAGCAGACAUGCCUUACAGUUUGUUUCUUUUCUUUUUUUUUUAAAGAAAAAAAAAGUACUAAAUGGAUUGCAUAUUUGGAUUUUGUUACUCUCUCUUAUAUACUGACAAGUAAUGAAG
Molecule: messenger RNA, 6318 nt
Organism: Onychostoma macrolepis
Lineage: Eukaryota; Metazoa; Chordata; Actinopteri; Cypriniformes; Cyprinidae
Gene: gpc6a
Product: glypican 6a
Exons: 10
Coding region: 324-2009 (561 amino acids)
Biological process (GO): regulation of signal transduction; cell migration; regulation of protein localization to membrane
Cellular component (GO): synapse; extracellular region; cell surface
Source: RefSeq, a predicted model, not a curated record